Aspergillus homomorphus CBS 101889 is the source of this 932-nucleotide messenger RNA. RefSeq lists its product as uncharacterized. Gene Ontology annotation, cellular component: cytoplasm. The transcript has a single exon. Bases 256 to 921 code for a protein of 221 amino acids. The record is from RefSeq and is a predicted model, not a curated record. Gene Ontology annotation, molecular function: ATP binding; ATP-dependent chromatin remodeler activity. Lineage: Eukaryota; Fungi; Ascomycota; Eurotiomycetes; Eurotiales; Aspergillaceae.
GCCAGAAGAGAUGUCUCCGCUUUCUUUGGCUGCUGAUUCGAUGCCGGUGCCGAUGCGUAGCUCUGCCACAUCCAAUGACACUGCCAGGACGGAUGUCCUUGCUGAAACAGGGCAAGUACUCCUCCCGCCACUUGGACAUCCGAAUGCAAGUUAUGCUGAUAGAAAACUGACAGGCUCAGCGCAUCUCACGAUACUGAAAGUACGCAAGAGACAUUCUCGCUGUUGAAUUUCGAAGAGGAAGAAAGUACCAACCCAAUGCUCACCGUGUCCUUGAUGGAACAUCAGGAACAGGGUUUGCGCUGGAUGUUACAUAUGGAACAAAGCCACCGACACGGCGGCAUCCUGGCAGAUGAUAUGGGCCUGGGUAAAACAGUCCAGACAAUAGCUCUCAUCGCUUCGCAUCAGUCUUCCAAUCAGGAUCGAUGUGCAACGCUGGUGGUGGCACCGGCAGGCCUCAUCUCGCAGUGGAGGCGCGAAAUCGAGCGACUGUUGCCCGCUGAUCCGCGCGGCGCGCGAGUCCGCGUCCAUUCCGGACCUGCGCGACGAACCAAAUUCAGCGACUUGUCCCGGUAUCAGAUUGUGCUGACUACCUACAAUACUCUAGUGGCAGAAUUACGACGGGGACAUCCGGAAUCGCCGCUUCUGGGCCGGGCCAGUAAGUGGCAUCGAGUCGUCUUGGACGAAGCACAAUAUAUCAAGAACGAUCGGACAAAGGCAGCCAUGGCCUGCUGCAUAUUGGAUGCUUCGUACCGCUGGUGUCUGAGCGGGACGCCCGUGAUGAACAGCCUGCGCGAGUUUUAUUCUUUGUUGCGUUUCCUGCGGAUCCAUCCCUACGCUGAUCUCGAUGUCUUCAACACCGUGAGUGCUCGUGACCUGGUCGAUCGGCUACGAAUAGCCCUUCGUCACGGACAGGAGAUUUGAAGCAAGCCGAU